CUAGUGUAACGGUCGUCCAUCCGCACGGUCCCGUGGCUCCUCAAAAUUUUCAAAUACCUCCAAUAGCGAUACGUAAUCAACCGCAUUGAGAUUCGUGAUACCCGUCCGUUAUGGCCUACGUGCUCCAGAAGUGGAUCGAUGAAUACAAUGAGUUUCUUCAGAAGAACCGAGAUAAGCGAAGCACUGACCUUCCGCUGCUAAACGCCAACUGGCAGGUGCCGUUAAUCGUCGGAAUAUAUUUGCUGACAGUUCUUCGCAUUGGACCCCGAUUUAUGGAGAAUCGGAAACCGUACGAGUUGAAAACGCUAAUCCGAGUGUACAACCUGCUGCAAGUGUUGGUCAACAGUAUCCUUUUUGUGGUUGUUAGCGUCAUCCUUAUCAAACGACCCGAUUUCUCCUACGUGUGUCAACCGGUUAACUUCUCCAGAACAGCCCGAGGAUAUGAGGAGAUGUUCGUUGCAUAUGCGUACUUCGUUCUGAAAGUUCUAGAUCUCGCGGAUACUGUGUUGUUUAUUUUGCGAAAAAAGCAAUCACAAGUAUCUUUCCUACACGUCUAUCAUCAUUCGAUCAUGGUUAUAGUUUCCUAUUAUGGAGCCCUAUUUGCGCCAGGUGGACACAACUUCAUCCUGGGCAUAUGGAAUACCUUAGGCCACGCAGCUAUCUAUCUUUAUUACUACAUGGCAACGUACGGUUCUCCACUAGCAGCGCGAUGCAAAAAACACCUCACCCAAUUGCAAUUGGUGCAGUUUGUCUAUCUAACAGUUCACUUCGGGCGACCAGCUCUUACAGGAAUGCAGUGUGGUUUCCCCAAAACGUGGCAUUGGAUCGGAUUGGUUCAGACGGUGUUCUUUUUGGUUAUGUUCCUAGAUUUCUACUUCAAGUCAUACAGGAAGCCGCAAAAGAAGGACUCAUAAUUUAAGAAUAACAAAAAACAUAAUUGUAAUUAGUUUUAAAGUUGAUAACAUUACGCAAUAUAGGCUAAGUGAAGUACUAAAAUAGGUCACCAAAGACUUGCAGCUCGAAUUAUCAAUGUUAUGUAAGAAGAAAUAUGAUCACAAGAGUUGAAUAAAAUCUAUUCUACACGUA
Messenger RNA from Armigeres subalbatus, 1086 nucleotides. RefSeq names its product elongation of very long chain fatty acids protein AAEL008004-like. Gene Ontology annotation, cellular component: endoplasmic reticulum membrane. Lineage: Eukaryota; Metazoa; Arthropoda; Insecta; Diptera; Culicidae. The record is from RefSeq and is a predicted model, not a curated record. The transcript has 3 exons. Bases 111 to 914 code for a protein of 267 amino acids. Gene Ontology annotation, biological process: fatty acid elongation, saturated fatty acid; sphingolipid biosynthetic process; fatty acid elongation, monounsaturated fatty acid. Gene Ontology annotation, molecular function: fatty acid elongase activity.